AUAAUUUAUGGUUAGAUCAUUAGUCCUCCUCUCCUUGUUAAUAGUCAUCUAUACAGCUGAAAUUAAAAUUAACGGAUGCACUUGUGAUGAAGUGUUAAAUUAGAAAGAGUGUGAUGACUAUCAUCCAGGAGAUAUGAAUUGUGAUUGGAAUGAAUAAAAAAAUGUUUGUGAAGCAGAUGAAAGAAUUAGUUGUUCAAUGAUAGAAGGAUCAGAGUCAUGUAGAGUCUAGUCCACUUGUGGUUGGGUUUCAGGUAAAUGUGUUGACUUCAAAUAAUGUUCUGAUUACAAAGAGACUGUGGAUUAAAAAUGCAACAAUAUAAACUUCAAAUGCAUUUUAUUGGAAGAUGAUAAAUGUGGAACAGAGAAACCUCUGGAAUGUGAGUCGUUUGCUGUUGAGAAUUGCAAAUACACUUCCAACAAUAUCUGUGUUUUAUCUGGCACUCCUGCUGCCUGUGUCACCAUGAAAACAUGUAGUGAUGGUAGUUAUAAUUCCGAUUAAUGCAAAAAAAACAUGAAGUGCUUUUGGGACACUGAUAAAUGCAGAGAUAAAAAAUGCUCAGACAUCCAAGCAAAGGAUUCUUGCAAAUUUAUCUUUUCACCUUUUUCACCAUAUGCAACAUUAUGCCAUUGGUCAGCAGAUAAUAAAUGCAUUGAUGGAGAAGAUGAACAUUACACAGCCGAAACUUGUUUCUAACAAAGUGCUUUCUCAAAGGUUUGGAAAGAUGGUAAAUGCAGAUCUUGUACCGAUUCUCCAGCUCCAGGCUAUAGCAAUGUUUUAUCAGUAUUCAUGAUUCUAUUUGCAAUAAUAGUGAUGUGAUAUCAUUAAUCAAAUAUAUAUAUGUGAUAAAUAAUGUUUGUCAUUUUAAUAAAU
Paramecium octaurelia is the source of this 871-nucleotide messenger RNA. NCBI's taxonomy places the organism in Eukaryota, Ciliophora, Oligohymenophorea, Peniculida, Parameciidae. The record is from the annotation of a GenBank genome assembly.